Molecule: messenger RNA, 2292 nt
Organism: Linum tenue
Lineage: Eukaryota; Viridiplantae; Streptophyta; Magnoliopsida; Malpighiales; Linaceae
Source: the annotation of a GenBank genome assembly
AUUGGUUUCCUUCCGGAAAAAGGAAAUUCAGUGAUUUCGUCAGGCCAAUCCCUCGAGCUCCGCCGCGGCGCAACCCCUCUCAGCCUACCUCCGGCAAUUCUUUUUUUGGUUUUCGCCAUCUGGUUUAUUUGUCGCAGUGAGCCUUAGGGUUUUCACUAUCGCCGACAACCAACUCCAGCAGUUCAGGCGACUACUUGCUCGUCCGGCGAUCCUAAUAACCAAUUUCUUAUCAACCUAGGCGUCGGUACCAUGGCGACGGCAUCAGGUGCCUUCAAAUCGAGGGAGGAUCAUAGGAAGCAGAUUGAAUUGGAAGAAGCCCGUAAAGCUGGGCUUGCUCCCGCUGAGGUGGAUGAAGAUGGAAAAGAGAUUAAUCCUCACAUUCCCCAGUAUAUGUCUUCUGCACCUUGGUAUCUUAAUGCUGAGAAACCAAGUUUAAAACAUCAAAGGAAAUGGAAGUCGGAUCCGAAUUACACGAAAUCAUGGUAUGAUAGGGGUGCAAAAGUAUUUCAGGCAGAGAAAUACAGGAAAGGCGCGUGCGAGAACUGUGGAGCCAUGACACACAAUGCAAAAGCUUGCAUGGAAAGACCUAGGAAAAUAGGGGCGAAGCAUAGUAACAAGCACAUUGCCCCUGACGAAAAAAUAGAGAAUUUUGAGCUUGAUUAUGAUGGCAAGCGUGAUCGAUGGAAUGGGUAUGAUCCGUCCAAUUACGCGCUUGUUGUUGCACGGUAUGAAGCCCGUGAUGCAGCUAGAAGCAGGUAUGUGAAGGAGGAACAGCUUAAGAAGCUGGAAGAGAAAAAUAACAGCGAGAAUCCCGAGGAAGUUAGUGAUGAGGACAUUGACGAUGAUGUAAGAGUGGAUGAAGCCAAAGUUGACGAGUCCAAGCAAAUGGACUUUGCUAAGGUUGAAAAGCGUGUAAGGACAACUGGUGGUGGUAGCACUGGAACUGUCAGGAACCUGCGUAUUCGGGAAGAUACUGCAAAGUAUCUCUUGAAUCUUGAUGUUAAUUCUGCCUAUUAUGACCCCAAAACCCGCUCAAUGCGUGAGGACCCACUUCCAGAUGCAGAUCCGAAUGAGAAGUUCUAUUUGGGAGACAACCAGUACAGAAAUAGUGGUCAAGCUGAGGAAUUCAAGCAGCUCAACAUCCAUUCAUGGGAAGCUUUUGACAAGGGACAAGAUAUUCACAUGCAAGCUGCUCCUUCACAGGCAGAGUUGUUGUAUAAGAACUUCAAGGUGAAUAAGGAGAAACUGAAGACUCACACAAAGGACCAAAUGCUUGAGAAGUAUGGGAAUGCUGCCAGCCAAGAUGAGAUUCCAAAAGAGCUUUUACUCGGACAGAGUGAAAGUCAAGUUGAGUACGAUCGUGCUGGGAGAAUUAUCAAGGGGCAGGAGGUUGUGCUUCCCAAAAGCAAGUACGAAGAAGAUAUCCACAUCAACAACCAUACAAGUGUAUGGGGUUCAUGGUGGAAAGAUCAUCAGUGGGGUUAUAAAUGUUGUAGACAGACUGUUCGAAACAGUUACUGCACUGGCGCUGCCGGCAUCAAGGCUGCAGAGGCUGCAACGGAUUUGAUGAAAGCCAACAUUGCUAGGAAAGAGGCUGAUGAUGAGUUGCCAGCACCAGUGGAGGAGAAGAGGCUAGCCACUUGGGGAACCGAGGUACCAGAUGAUUUGGUGUUGGAUGAGAAGUUGCUAGCAUCAGCACUCAAAAAGGAGGACCAGAGGAAAAGAGAGGAGAAGGAUGAGAGGAAGCGCAAGUACAAUGUGAAGUGGAACGACGAGGUUACAGCAGAAGACAUGGAGGCUUAUAGGAUGAAGAAAGUACAUCAUGAUGACCCAAUGAAGGAUUUUCUUCACUAGUCGAACGAACGAAGACUUCUCCCAUGUCUCUUUUCUGUUCAGUCAACUGCUGUCUUGCUGUGAAAUUACUUGGAUGCCUUUGAAGUAGAAACAGCAUCGUGUGAUGAAUUAGCUUGUGUACUUUUUAAGGAACGACCAGUGUACCAAAACAUAUAUGAAGAUCAAAUCUAGCUACUAUACACAACUGUCAUUGUUCAUGAAUUCCUCAUAGUUGCUUUUGCUAUGCAUUCAGCCAUUUUUAUGGCAUGAGACUAUCUACCUGCACUGGUCUGGUCUGUGUCAUAGGCAAAAUCAUUGCAGACAUGUAGGGGUGUGUAACGGUCCGUGUCGGUUUUGUAUAUGACAUAUGACUACACAGACAUUUGGAUUGGAACAUAAUGUACAUAAUAAUGUGACCGUUUUUUGUGUCCUAAAUUGUAAAUACUAGAAGAAAAAUAG